AUGGCAAUCGCAAUUGAAGAGGUAUUUCCGAAUUCUCAUCAUCGUCUAUGUCUUUGGCAUAUUAUGAAAAAACUCCCAAUGAAGUUAGGUGGUCAUGCUCAAUACAAAAUGAUAAAGAAACAAUUGAAGACCAUUGUUUAUAACUCUCUUACAGUUGAUGAAUGUGAUGAGAAUUGGUUAAAAAUGAUUGAGGAGUUUAAGCUGGAGAACAAUGAUUGGUUGAAAUCUUUAUAUGAUGAACGAAAUAGAUGGAUACCUGUGUAUGUUAAAGAUCACUUUUGGGCUGGUAUGUCUACAACUCAAAGAAGUGAAAGUAUGAAUGCAUUUUUUGAUGACUAUGUUCAUUCUAAAACAUCUUUGAAGCAAUUUGUUGAGCAGUAUGAUAGUGCAUUGAAGAAGAAUAUUGAGAAUGAAAAAAAAUUGGAUUUUGUUUCUUUUAAUUCUAUCAUGCCAGUUAUUCUUGGUCAUUCUAUUGAAAGACAAUUCCAAAAUGCCUACACUAACAAUAUAUUUAAGUUGUUCCAAGAUGAAAUAAGAGGGUUGAUGUUUUGCGAUGCCUCUUUGUUGAGGGAAGAAGGGACAACUUUAAUAUUUGAAGUAGUAGAAAAUAUGUUGGGAAAUAAUGGGCAACCUGGAAGAGAAGUUUCCUUUAGGGUACAUUAUACUGAGUUAGAUUGCCAAUUGAAGUGUGUGUGUCGUCUGUUUGAGUUCCGGGGAAUUUUAUGUAGGCAUGUGAUCAAAGUGUUGAUGAGAAUGAAGGUUAUUGAGGUUCCUAUGAGUUAUAUUAUGGACCGAUGGCCUAAAGAUAUUAAGCGUGGGUAUCAAAGCAUCAGUAACAUAUAUGAUGAAUAUGGUUGUAGUGAAAAAAGACUUCGGUAUAAUACUCUCACCCCAUUGAUGCAAGAGGUUCAACAAAUUGGAGCCGAAAGUGACGAGCUUUGUUCUGUUUUGGUGGAAAUCAUGAAAGACACUAAGGAAAAACUUAUUAUUGCUAUGGAGAAUGGACAAUCAAGGGUUGGACAACUUGAAGAAACAUCUACAUCUGGGGCAAAAGUGAUACACUCUCCAUUGAAAGUAAGAACCAAAGGUCGUCCACCCACAAAAAGGAAACAAUCUAAGGUUGAACAAAUUAUGAAUAAAUCAAUUGCAAAGGACCGAAAGAAGGUUCAAGAUGGAAUGAAAAUUCAGGGAGAAUUUUAUAAGGCAGUUUUAGCUAUCAUUGGCUUUGAUAUCAUUGCUCUCUGCAGGCAAAAGCUGGUGCAGGCUCUGAACAUUGUCAAUGGUUGGACUCCAUGCCUUUCAUCAAAAUGUGUUUUUGUUAAGUUCCUUGCUAUAAAGGAGAAAGGAUUUCAAGGUUCCCUUGAAACUCCAAUCAGCUUGCCUUCAUGGCUCACAGAAGAAGAUAUAAAUUGCUAG
Zingiber officinale is the source of this 1416-nucleotide messenger RNA. RefSeq names its product protein FAR1-RELATED SEQUENCE 6-like. Gene Ontology annotation, biological process: regulation of DNA-templated transcription. The record is from RefSeq and is a predicted model, not a curated record. NCBI's taxonomy places the organism in Eukaryota, Viridiplantae, Streptophyta, Magnoliopsida, Zingiberales, Zingiberaceae. Gene Ontology annotation, molecular function: zinc ion binding. The transcript is spliced from 5 exons. Bases 1 to 1416 code for a protein of 471 amino acids.